This is a messenger RNA of Trametes versicolor FP-101664 SS1, 2514 nucleotides long. RefSeq names its product aconitate hydratase. Gene Ontology annotation, molecular function: 4 iron, 4 sulfur cluster binding; aconitate hydratase activity. Gene Ontology annotation, biological process: tricarboxylic acid cycle. The coding region runs from base 1 to 2424 and encodes 807 amino acids. The transcript is spliced from 16 exons. The record is from RefSeq and is a predicted model, not a curated record. NCBI's taxonomy places the organism in Eukaryota, Fungi, Basidiomycota, Agaricomycetes, Polyporales, Polyporaceae. Gene Ontology annotation, cellular component: cytosol; mitochondrion.
AUGCGACCCCAUGCUAUCCCGCGCAGGGGACUGGCCUGGCAGCCCCGUCAUCUCUCUGCUCCUCGCCGGUCUCUUGCGACCGAGGCUACCUCUCUUCCUCAGAAGGACUGCUUUUCCAUCACCCCUCCAUACCCCAGGCUCCUCAAAAACCUCGCCACUGUCAGCCGGAUACUGGACAACCGACCAUUAACUCUUGCGGAGAAGAUUCUCUACAGUCAUGUCCACGACCCCGAGCGAACGCUCGCUAGUGGUGGUAUCAAGCGGGGGGAGACGUACCUCCAGCUUAUGCCGGAGAGAGUGGCCAUGCAAGAUGCCUCCGCUCAGAUGGCAUUGCUGCAGUUCAUGAGUGCGGGGAUGUCACGAUGUGCUGUACCCGCCAGUAUCCACUGUGACCAUCUCAUUCAAGCUUCGGAGGGUGCGGACAAGGAUUUGGAGAGGUCAAUCGUGACCAACCAAGAGGUCUUCGACUUCCUCGAGAGUGCCGCUCGCAAGUACGGUAUCGAGUUCUGGAAGCCUGGAUCUGGAAUCAUUCACCAGAUCGUCCUUGAGAAUUACGCUGCGCCCGGAAUGCUCAUGCUUGGUACAGACUCGCAUACACCCAAUGCUGGCGGCCUUGGUAUGCUUGCUAUUGGUGUUGGUGGUGCGGACGCUGUGGACGCCCUCACGGGUACCCCUUGGGAGCUGAAGGCACCCAAAAUCAUCGGUGUUCAUUUGACUGGGCAGCUGAACGGCUGGGCUACACCGAAGGACUUGAUCUUGCACCUUGCUGGCAAGCUGACUGUCCGGGGCGGUACCGGCGCUAUCCUAGAAUACUUCGGCCCUGGUGUCUUCAACCAGUCAUGUACCGGCUUAGCCACUAUCGCAAACAUGGGCGCCGAGGUCGGCGCGACGACAUCCACGUUCCCCUACACCCCCGGCAUGCGCGCGUACCUACAAGCCACCGGCCGCGCGCCCGUCGCGGCGGCUGCGGACAAGGCGGCACAGAACGGCUAUCUUGCGGCAGACAAGGACGCACAGUAUGACGACGUCAUCGAAGUUAACCUUUCGGACCUCGAGCCUACGAUCAACGGACCGUUCACCCCCGACUUGGCCACCCCGCUCUCGAAGUUCGGCUCCUUCAUUCAGGAGAAUGGAUGGAAGGACGACCUCACUGCGGCACUCAUCGGCUCAUGUACGAACAGCUCUUACGAGGACAUGACCAGUGUCGCGGACCUUGCUAGGCAAGCGAAGGAGGCCGGUUUGAAGGCCAAGGUUCCGUUCCUGUGCACACCUGGCUCCGAGCAGAUCCGCGCGACCAUCGAGCGCGACCAGAUCACGAGCCAACUCCAGGACAUCGGCGCGACGGUAUUGGCAAACGCGUGCGGGCCUUGCAUUGGACAGUGGAAGCGCGAGGACAAGAAGGGCGAGGAGAACGCGAUCCUCACCUCCUUCAACCGCAACUUCAAAUCCCGCAACGACGGCAACAAGCUCACCAUGAACUUCCUCGCCUCGCCCACCGUCGUCACCGCCAUGGCCUUCUCCGGCAAGCUCUCCUUCAACCCCAUGACCGACUCGCUCCCGCUCCCCUCCGGGGGAUCCUUCCGCUUCGCGCCCCCGCGCGGGCAGGACCUGCCUGCCGCGGGCUUCACCCCCGGGGAGACGGGGUACUACCCCGCGCCGACGCCCGAGCCGCAGCCGGAGACGGAGGUGGUGAUACGGCCGGACUCGCAGCGGCUGGAGCUGCUGGCGCCGUUCGGGAGUCCGUUUGGGCCGGGCUCGGGGAAUGAGCGGGGGUUGGAGCUGCCGCCGUUGAAGGCGCUGAUGCGGGUGAGGGGCAAGUGCACGACGGACCAUAUUUCGGCUGCUGGACCGUGGUUGAAGUACAAGGGUCACUUGACGAACAUUUCGGAGAACCUUCUGAUCACUGCUGUCAACGAUGAGGGUGGCGAUGUCAACGUCGCGUUCGACCACGAGCACUCCCCCGCAGAAUCAGAGACGGACACCAUCCCCGCAGUAGCGAAGCGCUUCAAGGCGCGGAACCAGCCCUGGGCUCUCGUCGUCGACGACAACUAUGGCGAAGGUAGCGCGCGUGAGCACGCUGCCCUGCAGCCCCGCUUCUACGGCUGCGCGAUGAUCGUCGCGCGCUCCUUCGCUCGUAUCCACGAGACCAACCUCAAAAAACAGGGCGUACUCCCCGUAUGGUUCGCCGACAAGGCAGACUACGCGCGGAUCGGCUCCGGGGACGUCGUCGAGACGCUCGGGCUCGCAGACCUCCUCGAGGGCCGCGACACGUCCGAGCACGCGAUCCGCCUGCGCGUAACGCCCCGCGACGGGGGCGCGGCGUUCGAGAUCCCCACAAGACACACGAUGAGCGAGGACCAGCUCAAGUGGCUGCGUGCGGGCUCGGCGCUGAACCAUAUUCGCGCGCAGAUCGCGGGGCAGUAGAUGUGGGAUAUGUGGUCGUAUAUAGGUAGUGUAGGAUUAUAUUGGUUUUCUUUUCACAUCGCAGGACGCUUUGUGCGUCAUCCAGGUACU